GUUAAUGACUCGGCUAAACCAAACUGUAAGGUAAAAAAGAUCAUGACUGACAAGCCACGGUUGUGGCUGUAUUCCAUAAAAGACAUACACCCAGGAGAGCAGCUUACCUUUGACUAUGGUGUAAAAGAUGCUCCAUGGAGAAAGCGAAAGACAGUGACUCUGCCCCCAAAGUAGAUGUAGGUCAUGAUGACAGUGAUGAUGGUGACGAUGAUUACGACCAAGAUGACAGAGAGGAUGACUUUGGAGUACGUAAGAAGAAACUAAAGAUGGCUUCUACAAGUACGUCAAAACCAACAGUAAAACCCAAACUGGCAGCAGCAAAAACAGAAGGAAUGGCAACAAAUACCAUUACUACAAAGCCAACAGACAGUGACUCUGCCCCCAAAGUAGAUGUAGGUCAUGAUGACAGUGAUGAUGGUGACGAUGAUUACGACCAAGAUGACAGAGAGGAUGACUUUGGAGUACGUAAGAAGAAACUAAAGAUGGCUUCUUCAAGUACGUCAAAACCAACAGUUAAACCAAAACUGGCAGCAGCAAAAACAGAAGGAAUGGCAACAAAUACCAUUACUACAAAGCCAACAGAAGAUACUGAGAGCUUGGUAGCUUCCAGUACAGACCAAGAACAGAGCGACAGUGAACUGGACAAUGGUGAUUUUAAACAAAGCAUGGCCAUUCAAGAAGCCAAUGAUGAAAGGUGGUCUGAUGAAGAUAUAAGUCUUGAGGAUAGUGGUGAUGAAUAUAUACCCCCUGUGAGCAGUGACUUUACAUACAGUGAGGAAGACAUUGUGGAUGCUGAUGCCCAAUAUAAAGAACAGUUAGAUGAGUCAUAUAAUGCUGAAGAACAUGUGUCGGACAGCACAAGUGAUUCUGAUGUUAUUCCUAUAGAGCAGGAGUUAGUAAAUAAGUUGACAAAACCGAAUUUAACUAUAAUGCAAUCAAAAAAGAAAGAGGAUGGCACUCGAAUAUGGGACAAAAAACACUGUUGUCAAUACUGCAUGAAGUUGGUGGCAAAACUGCCCCGACACUUUGAGCAAAAACAUAAGCACGAGUUUGAGGUGGAACAAGUUCUGUCUCUUCCGAAAAAGUCCCCUGCCAGGAAAGAGAAGUUGCGAGAAUUAAUGAAUGCUGGAGACUUUUUACAUAAUAAGAAUGUGAUUGCUAAACAAACAGGAAACUUGAUCCCUUUCAAGAGACCAAAAGAAGAAGAUUCAAGUAGGGCUAGCGACUAUGUCACUUGUAGCCAGUGUUUGGGCUUGUUUUUAGGACGUGAUCUCUGGAGACAUGCCAAACGAUGUCCAAAGCAAAAUCGCACUGCAAGAAAACAGAAAAGGAUCAAUCACCAGGCAGCUGGUUUAGCAUUGAUGCAUUCUAAUGAUUUUAGUAAGAAUGAAUCGUUCAAAACAGACAUUGUAAACAAGUUUUCAUCUGAUGAAGUAUCAUUUGUUGCAAGACAUGAUGAGCUGAUAGUAAGGUUUGGAGAAAAGCUGUAUAGUAAACAUUCGCAGCAGCCACAUCAGCAUCAAUACGUAAGACAGAAAAUGAGAGAAGUGGCUCGUCUACUUAUGAAUGCAAGAAAAUCUGAUGGAAACAUUCACAACUUGAUGGACUGUGUUGAUCCUGUAAAGUUUCCAUCUAUUGUUGAGGCAGUAAAAGUAACAUGUGGUUUUGAUGGAAAUGGCAAAUACAAAGUUCCAUCACUGGCUCUUAAGAUUGGACACUCAUUGAGAAAAUGUGCCAAUAUUUUGAAAAACCAAAGUCUUGUUACAAGGAACUCAAAUUUGAAGGAGAAAGCCAAUAGUUUCUUAGAACUUUGUGAUGGUGAAUGGGCUGCUGAGGUUUCUAGUGCUGCGCUGCAGAAUUUACAUGCGGAAACCUUCAACAAACCAAAUAAAAUACCAAUGGCAGAAGAUUUGAAGAAGCUACAUGAUUAUCUUAAAGCACAAGCAGACACACUGCAAAAAUCACUGACAGAGUUUGCGGACAAAGACCACUGGAGAGAACUUGCCAAUGUGACGCUUGCACAGAUUGUUCUUUUCAAUAGAAGAAGGGGUGGUGAGGCAGAACGCUUGGAAGUUUCCCAGUAUUUGAAAGGAACCCAACAAUCAGUGAAGAUGCAGGCAGAAGUGGCCAGUUGCCUGUCGCCAUUUGAAAGGCAGCUUGCUGAAAAUAUGAAAAGAAUUGAAAUCAGAGGAAAACGUGGUCGACGUGUACCAGUCUUACUUACAGAUAAACUUCACCAGCAAAUGGAAAUUCUUAUGAAAACAAGAGAAGUAGUUGGAAUCAGCACUAGGAACAUUUAUGUAUUCGCAAGAUUCGGAGAUGCUGAAUUUCCGCUUAGAAGUUCUGAUGUGCUGAGAAAAUUUGCUUUGGAAUGUGGUGCAAAUAACCCAGAACUCAUCACUUCCACUUCUCUUCGGAAACAUGUGGCCACAAUUUCUCAGAUACUCAACCUCAAAGACAAUGAGUUGGAUCAAUUAGCCAACUUUCUUGGUCAUGAUGUGAGAAUCCAUAGGGAAUUCUACAGAUUACCAGAGGAUACUAUUCAACUUGCUAAAAUUAGCAAGCUUCUUGUUGAGUUAGAGAGUGGAAAAAUUCAAAACCAUGAGGGAAAAACUCUGGAUGAGAUUCAUCCAGAUGUUGAAGAUCUUCAAGUAGAAAUCCCGAGCGCCGAGUCCUCAGCUGAUGGAGAGACAGAUGGAGUUCCAUCGAGAAAAGAUCUUCAAGUAGAAAUCCCGAGCGCCGAGUCCUCAGCUGAUGGAGAGACAGAUGGAGUUCCAUCGAGAAAAGUCACUUGUAAGAAGAAAAGCACUAAAAGGACCAUGUGGUCGGAGGAGGAAAAAAAGGCUGUCCAUCAAUUCCUGGGAAAGUUCUUCGUGAGUGCCAAACUCCCGGGGAAGGCACUAUGCCUUGAAGCUAAGAGCAAAGCGGCAGUGCUGAGCCAUCGUCCAUGGCAACAAAUCAAAUUCUAUAUUAAAAACCAUAAAGUGGUGUGAGAUUCACAAUACAUUCAACAAUUGGACAACCCAGUUUGAUUGAACUUCGAUGACAUAAGACAAUACAUUUUAUUGUGUGUAACACAUUAUUCAACAAGAAUUUCAGUCAAAUAUGUCAUAUUAAACCAUAGGAAGUGUUAUGUACAAAGGUGAUUACUUUGGCUCCAUAUUUUAUUGAAUCAUCCCCUUUUAUGCUUUUUCAACUCAUUGUACUUAUUUCUAGAACUAUCAUACAUCAGUCAUUAGGUUUUGGUAACAAUGGAGCUUGAUUAAAAUCUUUCCUUAAUAUGCUAUUUUUAGCUCCCCUGAGUAUGCACAUGUCAGGUAUUGUGAUCGGUCUCCAUCCGGCGUAUGUCAUACGUCGCAUGUUCACUUUUCAAACAUCUCCAAAACUACAGGUCCAAUUUCAAACUAAUUUCACAGAAAUGAUUCUUGGGUCGACCUUUACCAAAGAUGUUCAAAGAAUGAUGAUAUCUCAAAAAACAUGGCCACCAGGGGCAGGCCAGUUAUUCUUAUAUGGCUAUAUAGAAAAAAUUGAAAAUCUUCUUCAAAACUACUGGUCCGAUUUCAAAAUAAUUUCUCAGGAAUGAUCCUUGAGUGGACCUCUACCGCCAGUUUUCCUUAUACACCUAUAUUGUAGAGAAUUUUUGUAAUGGUUCUUUGGUAGCCCUUUUAUCAGGUGAGCGAUAUAGGACCAUUAUGGUCCUCUUGUUAAACUAAUCCACGAUGAAAGCAUCUGACAAAAACUAAUAAAAUCAAUUUGAAAUGAAAAUGCCUAUUUCCAAUAGCUUUGCAAACUUUGUGGGAAAUCAAACAAUUGCUCAUUAUGAGCAAAUACUCAAUUACCCACAUUGUUUUCAAAGGUCAUGCAAUACAGAUGCCUGAAAAGGUGUUUCUAUGAGGUAAAGGGUUAAAACGGUGUAAUACAUAGAGGAUCUUACAUGAGUGUUUAUUCCAUAUCAUUUUUAGCUCGUCUGUUUUUCGAAGAAAAAAAGUCGAGUUAUUGAGAUAGCCUUGGCGUCGGCGGCGUCUGCGUCUGCGUCGGCGUCCAAAAACUUUAACCUUACCUCAUAACUCAAAAACCGUUCAACAUUUUCAAAUGAAACUUUGUACACAUGUUCCUAGGAAUAGUACGCAUAUCUAUACAAGGUCACAUAACUCUGGCUUUACUUAUUUUUGAGUUAUUCCCCUUUUUCGGACUUAAAAACAGACGAGCGUUGGCACCCACUCUGCGGUGCUCUUGUUAUGAAACGAGUUGACUAAAAAGCAUGACACAAGCCUUGGCGAGUGUCAUAUGGUUUUAGUCAACGAGUUUCAUAAAAAUGAUAUGGAAUAAACACUCGUGUAAGAUUCUUUUUAUAACAUUAAGAGGAAUUUUCGAAAAAAAAAAUCAGUUAAACACACUAGACAAAUCGUCAUCCGUAUAGGUUUUUGCCGUUAAAGGAGGGAAUAAAAAUGCGAUGUCAUAUCAACAUCCUGAAUACAGCUACGUCAUACGCAAAGUCAGCAGAUGGUACCUUGCUAGGCAUUUGAGCAUAUUUAUAGACCGGUUUCAAGUUUUAUUUAUGUAACUAGUUAAGAAAAGAACAUUGUCUUGCUGCAGUUUAUCGGUUUGUAAACUGCAACGGGCGUGUGCAAAGUAUGUGAAUCCCAUGUAAACUUUGCACGCACCCCGUUGCAGUUUACAAACCGAUAAACCCCAGCGAGACGACGUUUAUUUCAUUUUAAUUUUAUUUAUAUUUUGAUAAAAUAGGAUUUAAGCUUGACAUGCGAUUUAUUCAAAAUGUAUUCGGAAACAUCACAGAAAAAGAGAAAUACAGGUGUAUGUUGCUUAAUGGCGAACCCCUCGAUCGCCUCUAAUUGUCGAAACUUUCACCUGUCACUGUGCGGUUUUCACUCUUGUUCAUUACAUAAAAUAACCGGUUAUAACCAGUUUCAAAAUAAAAGGUUCAUUGGAAAAUAAACGUCAAAAUUUCGCAUAGGUCUAUAUAAGGACGUUACAUAGGGAAUGUAAAUAUUUACAUGAUAUUUAUGUCACUGCUUUAUGUCACUCCCAGAAGCCAAUUUAUGUGAUAGACAAUGUUUAUAGCUCUGACAUCGCUUAUAAUUGAAUAAUCCCUUUUUCUGCUUUUCAUAAUUAAUUUUUGUUUACAACAUAUAUUUCUAGAGUAAUUAGAGCUAAAUUAUUGAAUUUUGAAGAUUGAUGCUAUUUUUAGACUCAUGCACAAUGAUGAGUAAGAAGAUCUAAGAGAAUGGAAAACACCAAUGUUGAAUGGCUUUGAAAACAAUGUUGAAAAUGUAGUAUUUGCUCAUCAUGAGCAAUAUUCCAUUUACCACAUUGUUUUCAUUUGUCAUCUGCUUCAAGUGUCAAAAGGUGUAUCUAUGGAGUAAAGGUUUAAGUCACAUAGUACUAGCAUAAGCAGACUUGGCUGUAUAAAUGGGCUUUAAAUCAAAUGAGCCCUGCUGUACCAAAACCAACCUUUGGACAUUGCAAUCAGUAUAGACCAGAUCACUAACAGCAUUAAAAACUGUUGUCUGAUCAAGGUCUACACUGCUUGCCAGUCAUCAGCACAUACUCUGUGUUGUAUAUUGUAAUGACAAAUAGUAGACCCUGAUCAAAUAUCACAUUUUAAUGAGGCAGCUGAUCUGGGUCUCAACUCUUUGCAAAGUCCUAAGGUUAAUUUUUGUACAACUAUUUCACAUAUUCCCUUGAAACUUCAAAAUGACAAGGAGAAGUGCGGUGUGUAAGAACCAUAACUCUGCAUGCAUAAUUGUUUGAGUUAUUCCCUUUUUUAGCUCACCUGAGUUUACUCAGGUGAGAUAUUGUGAUCGGUCUCCGUACGUCCACACUUUAAAAACAACAUCUCCUCUGAAACCACUGGAUGGAAUUUCAUGAAACUUGGCUGGGACGUUCCUUGGGUGAAUCUCUACCAAAAUUGAUCAAAGAAUAAUGAUAUCUAAAAAAACAUGGCCGCCAGGGGCGGGCUGGUUUUCCAUAUAUGGCUAGAUCAAAAACUGAAAAUCUUCUCUAAAACUACUGGUCUGAUAUCAAAAUAAUUUCAUAGUAAUGAUCCUUGGCUGGACCUCUACCAAAGUUGUUCAAAGAAUUAUGAUAUCUAAAAAAACAUGGUCGCCAGGGGCGGGGCCAGUUUUCCAUAUAUGGCUAUAUAGAAAACUUUGAAAAUCAAAACUACUGUUCUGACUUCAAAAUAAUUUCAGUGGAAUGAUCCUUGGGUAGACCUCAACAAAUGUUGUUCAAAGAAUUAUGAUUAUGUCUAAAAACAUGGCGCCAGUGGCCUGGUCAGUUUUCCUUAUACACCUUUAUCAUAAAAAUUAUUUGCAGUGGUUCUUUUGUAACAUUUUUUAUGCCCCCUACCACUUAAGUGGUGGGCAUAUUGUUUUUGCCCUGUCUGUGUGUUUGUGUGUUUGUGUGUUUGUUUGUGUCCAACUUUAACAUUGGCCAUAACUUUUGAAAUAUUACAGGUAGAGACUUCAUAUUUGGCAUGCAUGUGUAUUUCAUAAAGCCUCACAUUUUGCAUGCAAACAUGUGAAGGUCAAGGAUAUCCUUCAAGGUCAAAGGUCAAAUAUAUAGGUCAAAUUACCAAGUUUAACAUUGUCUUUAACUUCUUAACUAGUCUAGAUAGAGACUUCAUAAUAGGCAUGCAUAUGUAUCUCAUGAAGCCGCACAUUUUCAGUGCAAACAUGUCAAGGUCACUGGUCAAGGUCACCGUUCAAGGUCAAAUCAAGGUCAAACGUCAUUUUUGUGACUAAACCCUGUGGGGGCAUUGCUGUUUCACAAACACAGCUUUCUUGUUCAGGUGAGCAAUAUAGGACCAUUAUGGUCCUCUUAUUAAAGUUUUGUGUAUUUCAUUUUGUCCAGAGCAUAACUCCUAAACUAUUUAAGAAAUUCUAUUGAAACUUCAUAUGUUGAUGCAGAAAGACAUAAGGGAGUGCAGUGUGAGUUUUAGUUAUUUUCCUUUUGUGGUUUUCAUUUUGUCCGGAGCAUAACUCCUUAACUGUUCCACAUAUUCACUUGAAACUUCAUAUGUGGAUGCAAUAUGACAAGGGGGAGAGCAGUGUAAGAACCAUAACUCUACAUGUAUUAUCUUUUGAGCUAUUCCCCUUUUUAUAUUUUCAUGUUUUUCAUUUUGUCCGGAACAUAUUGCAUUACAAACGGUAAUAAAUUAAAACAUAUCUUUUAAAAAUAGGGCUAUAGUCCUCAAACUAUGCAGAGUCAAUAAAAUUUGCUGGCGGGGGGAUGAUGGCCAUUUUACAUGGCUCUUGUUCAAAUGGCACCUUAUGUAUUAUGCCCACUAUUGACACUUCAUGUAUUAUGCCCACUAAUGACACUUCAUGUAUUAUGCCCAUUAUAUAUUUUUCCCUAAUUGAUAAGACUAUUGCCGACGUCACAAGAAAAGGAACACUCGGACAUAUCAUCAAAAAAGCACAGACUCCGCUCUGUUUCAGCACUGUUUUUCCAGCAUCUAGUCACGAAAUUUACCAUUUGUAUUCAUUUAAAGGUAGAAUUGGAUGUCCUCUAAGAUUGCAAACAGUGCUGACCCUGACAUGUCGCCAAAUCAGAGACGUGGCAGCUGGUCCUGGGCUACACUGUUUCCUAUGUUCGAGUGCCCCUUUUUGGGCGACGUGGCCCAUAUGGAUGAGAAUAAGAAUUGAGAGGGUAGUAGAAGUUUUGCACAUAGGGAUUUUGUUUGUGGCUUUACUGAUCAAAGUUAAUGUCACAUUAUGUAGCAAAUAUUUGUUUGAUACACCCAUGCCUAAGAUGGUAUCAGUUAAUGUCCUAUGGACACAGUUCUAGUUAUAGUUAUUGAAUUUUAGCUCACCAGAGUCUGGCCUACGUUAUAUGUAGUUUGUCUUCAAUUUCUUUAACUCAUUAUCCCCUAUGUUAUAUUUAGAUUGCGACGUCAUUUUGCUAUUUUUAGCUUACAAAAAAUAAUCUCAAAGGCAAAAUAUCGGUUUAUAUGAGUAGUUUUUAAGACAUAAUGGGAAAUAAAACAUUUGUUCCUGAGGAGCAAAUGUUCUAUUUCUCAUAAAGUCUUCAAACAUCAGCCACAAUUGAUGCGCAAUAAUGCGUCUCUAGGAGAUAAUGAGUUAAACAGCAUCUCCUCUGAAACCACUGGUUGAAAAUUGAUUUAACCUAUCUGGUUUAUUCUUUAUCGGUCCCCUUUCAAAGUUAUUCAAAGAAUACUAUUAAACUACUCAAAAUUUAAUGUCAAAUUUCAAAAAUACAGUUCUUGGAUGACCCUCUACCAAAGUUGUUUAGAAGUUUGAUAUGUCAGAAAAAAAUGUGGCCAACAAGGGCGGGACCAGUUUGCCUUAUAUGACUAUAAAGAAAUAACUUUGAAAGCUUUAUUUAUAAAAGCUUUAUAUUUAUUUCAAAAUAAUGUCACUGAAAUGAUCCCUUUGUGACCGUCUGCCAAAGGUAUUCAAGGAAAGAUGAUUUCUUAGUAUUUUCCCAAAAACUUAUUCUGGUUUCAUUAUAAAUUUGAUUAUUUGCAAUGUUUUGUUUGGAACCCUCUUCCCAUGAUCAGGCAUGAGGUCAUAAAACUUGAGAAUGAACUCUGUGCUCAAAAUUCAGAACUUCAACCAUUUGCAGUCACUUCAAGACACUAAUAUUUUAUAAAUACAUUUUACCCCUAUGAAAUAGGGAGGAGGAUAUUAUAAUGGCAUCAUCUGCCUGCCUGCGUCCGUGCAUGCCUGCAUCCGCACUAGCCAUAUCUCAGUAACUAACGGGUACAAGUAGAACUUCAUGAAACUUUGGAUUCGUCAAUUUUCCUAAGAGUUUUUGCCUUUGAUUUCUUGAAAAACUUACGUUCACAGCCAUUUCUCUGUUACUAGCUUGUAGAACUUCAUGAAUAUUUUAAUAAAUAUGACCCAACACACUGCUAUGAUAUCUCUCCAUUUUUCUUGUGGAUUGGUCAAUUUUCCUUAGAGUUAUUGCCCUUGAUUUAUUAAAAUAUCAAUGUCGGCAGCCAUUUCUCAGUAAUUAGAUGGUAAAAUUUAAUUCAACUUGAAAUGAAUAUGAGCCAACAUACUGCGAUGAUAUCUGUCCAAAUUCAUUUUGGAUUGGUUAUUUUGCUUUAGAGUUAUUGCCCUUGAUUUAUUGAAAAAAUCAUGUCCAUAGCCAUUUCUCAUAACAUAUCCUAUAGAAGUUCAUUAAUCUUUUUGGGAUUGGUCAUUUUCUCAAUUUCUGUUCAUACCCGUUGUUCUUUUAUUAAGAAAUGUGCAGGUCAAUUACUCAUUCAACACAAAGGCCUUCACGUACAAACAAGCCAUCAAUCACGAACAAGCCAUCAUUGGUGGGGGAUAUCUUUUCAAUGAAAAUGGCUUAUAUAUGAAAUCCUAUUGCUGAAAUACUUAUUUUCAGCUAAUGCUGUAAGAAUUAAACACUUGAGUUAAAAACUGAGUUUGAGCACGGAGUUCGUUUCAAAGUUUAUAACCAAGGGGCCAGAUGGUUCAAGUAAUCUCUCAGAACACUUUAUUUCAAAUGUGAAAUAUUAAAAAUGUGAAAUAUGGAAGCUAUUAACCCUUUUAGUAUGGAACUAUUAUAUAAAACCUUUGCUAGCAUUGUAGCCCCAGAUCAAAGGGCUACUGAAAUAGCCUGCUGAUCAGGGUCUGCACUGAUUGUUAUAAAAUAUAUCUCGGACAAAAUACUCCUUAACUCAAAUGGCUUUAUUUAAAAAAAAUCGAACUCUGUAUGUGAAAAUUAUUUCGCACUGAAAGGGUUAAGUAGUAAUCCAAGAAAGUUGUGUUUCAAAUUGUUGAAUUGUCGAAUUAAUAAAGUUUUCUUUAUGCUGCA
This is a messenger RNA of Mya arenaria, 9810 nucleotides long. RefSeq lists its product as uncharacterized. The coding region runs from base 135 to 2993 and encodes 952 amino acids. The record is from RefSeq and is a predicted model, not a curated record. Lineage: Eukaryota; Metazoa; Mollusca; Bivalvia; Myida; Myidae. The transcript is spliced from 8 exons.